UUAUUGCUAAUUGAAUGUAAAGUAUUGCCACUUCACAGAAUAAGAAACAAUGACUAUAACAAUGGUUAUCUCAAUUAUGCUCCGAUGAGACAACAACAACAACAACAACAAUAUAACAAUAGGGGCCGUUGGUUUCGGACUAAUAACAACUAUGGCAACAAUAAUCUCGGUUAUAAUCAACGGUACAGAUCCCCCGGUUAUGAUAACAAUGGUUAUAAUAAUCAAAAUGGUUAUGAUAAUAGUGGUUACGAUAAUCAGGGACAACAACAGAUUAAGGUCACCGUCAAUGUCCAGAGAAACAUCGAUGGAUCAGUUGAUGGAUCCAGAGAGGGGGCCGCAUUCAAAGGCCCUGAAAAUUAA
Messenger RNA from Oppia nitens, 360 nucleotides. RefSeq lists its product as uncharacterized. The transcript has 2 exons. The coding region runs from base 85 to 360 and encodes 91 amino acids. Lineage: Eukaryota; Metazoa; Arthropoda; Arachnida; Sarcoptiformes; Oppiidae. The record is from RefSeq and is a predicted model, not a curated record.